AUGGCGGCACAAGGCACCGGCAGUGGCAAUCAAGCGAACUCCUCAGUGGUACUGGAACUCCAGGAAGCCUUCAAGGCAUUCGACAAGAAUGGAGAUGGUGAGAUCACGGCCGAAGAGCUCGGGGACGUAAUGCGUUCUCUGGGCUUGAACCCUACAGACUCGGAGCUCAAAGACAUGAUCGGCGAAGUCGACGUCGACAACACCGGCAGCAUCGACAUCCACGAAUUCGUCACCAUGAUGUCGCACAAGCUCGCCGACACCGACUAUGACCAGGAGCUGCGCGAUGCGUUCCGCGUGUUUGACCGUGACGGCAGCGGGACCAUUUCGACCGACGAGCUGAAGAAGGUUAUGGUGGCUUUGGGCGAGGAUCUUUCGGAUGCGGAGAUUGAGCAGAUGAUGCAGGAGGCGGAUGUGGAUCGGAGUGGGACGGUUGAUUUUGAGGAGUUUGCGAAGUUGAUGAAGGGGAAGUAG
This is a messenger RNA of Zasmidium cellare ATCC 36951, 471 nucleotides long. RefSeq lists its product as uncharacterized. NCBI's taxonomy places the organism in Eukaryota, Fungi, Ascomycota, Dothideomycetes, Mycosphaerellales, Mycosphaerellaceae. Gene Ontology annotation, molecular function: calcium ion binding. The record is from RefSeq and is a predicted model, not a curated record. Bases 1 to 471 code for a protein of 156 amino acids. The transcript has 6 exons.